AUGGAGGAUGGAGGAGAGCGUCAACCUGAAAGCCAACAGGUGCCCAAUACAUCUUCAACUUCUCAUCCGGCAGAGACCAUAUUGAAAAUAAUGGCGGCGGAGCUAUCAAACGCCACGAAGAAAUGUAUUGAAGGUGAAAUAUUCUGCUUUGAAGCAAUGUUCCCAGCUUACUCUGGAGAAGCCGAGCAGGAUCCGUUGAAGAUUUUCAAGGCAACCUCUGACCCUGACACGAUGUACAUGCAUGAAGCUAUGCGUGAGAAGGAUGCAGGUGAAUUUCAAAAGGCAAUGAAGAAGGAAUGGGAAGACCAACUCAAGAACGAGAACUUCUCAAUCAUCCAUUGGACAUCACUUCCAGAGGGAGCUACAAUCUUUCAAACAGUAUGGCAAAUGAAACAAAAACGAGAUAUUCGAACGAGGGAAGUCAAAAAGUACAAAGCAAGAUUGAACUUUGACGGGUCCAAGAUGAAAUAUGGACGAGACUACAACCAAACAUAUGCACCAGUUGCAAGUUGGAACUCGAUUCGAACUCUUCUGAUUGUCUCUGCAAUGCUUGGGUGGAAAACCAAGCAGAUCGACUAUGUCCUGGCAUUUCCGCAAGCACCAGUUGAGAGGGAGCUCUACAUGAAGCUUCCAGCUGGUUUCAAAGUUGUCGAUGGAAACAGUAACGAAUACAUUUUAAAGUUGCAUCAAAACAUUUAUGGAGGAAAGGCAGCAAGCCGAGUCUGGUAUCAAUAUUUGACGAAGGUUCUCGUCGAUAAAUUGGAAUUCAAGAAAUCCAAUUACGAUGAAUGUGUCUUUUACAAAGGAAAUGUGAUGAAGCCUGACGGUUCUAUACACCUCACCCAACCACAUUUGAUUGAUCAGAUUCUGAAGGACCUAAACAUGCAGGAGGACACGGCGACACGACCAAUCCCAGCAGCAUCAUCAAAGCUGUUGUCAAAACAUUCUGAUUCUCCAGAGUUUGAUGGAUCGUUUCACUACAGAUCUGUCAUUGGAAAAUUAAACUACCUGGAGAAGGGUUCAAGGCCGGACAUCGCUUAUAUUGUUCACCAGUGUGCAAGGUUCAGUACAUGCCCAAAGAAGGAGCAUGGCAAGGCAGUACGAUGGUUGGCGCGAUAUCUCAAGGGCAUAAAAGACAAAGGAUUGAUUCUACGGCCUGAUAGAACGAAAGGAUUGGAGGUCUACGUCAAUGCUGACUUUGCUGGAAAUUGGGAUCCCAAAGAAUAUGAGGAUUGCAAUACAGCAAGAUCAAGGCAUGGCUACUUCAUCAAUUUCGCAGGUUGUCCUAUCCUCUGGAAGUCGCAGCUGCAAACUGAGAUUGCGUUAUCAUCAACAGAGUCAGAAUAUACUGGAAUCUCUUACUCACUUCGUGAAGCAAUACCCAUCAUGAACCUUUUCAAGGAGAUGAUGAUCAAGUAUGAAAUCCCAAUUGAAAGCCCAAUUGCAGAGGUACACUACAGAGUAUUUGAAGACAAUACCGGAACUCUGGAAAUUGCUAGAGUGCAUAAGUUUCAACCAAGAACAAAGCACCUAGACUGCAGGCUACAUCAUUUCAGGUCAUACAUUGGUAAUGGGAUUACUAUUCACAAGAUAGAUGCAAAAGAGCAACCAGCUGACGUGUUGAGAAACCUUUGA
This is a messenger RNA of Cylindrotheca closterium, 1635 nucleotides long. Lineage: Eukaryota; Bacillariophyta; Bacillariophyceae; Bacillariales; Bacillariaceae. The record is from the annotation of a GenBank genome assembly.